AUGCAACAACCUGAAAUCCUCAACAUAAAAGAACUUGUUGAACCCAAAAGAUGGCUUCAAGAUAAGACAGGAGAAAAAGUACGAUGGUCCGAUGUGACGGAGUAUACAAAACAAAUUACACGAAUAGCGCAACAAGAUUUUACUGUUGCCGGCGAAAAUAUAAAUUUACACGAACAAUAUCAUUCUCAGUCUGAAACAUCUGAGCUUGACGUGUCAGAUCACGAUAGUGAGAUUAAUGAGAUUGAAAAUUCAGAUGAAGAAUUAUUUGAUGAUAAUUUAUAA
This is a messenger RNA of Parnassius apollo (apollo), 282 nucleotides long. The record is from the annotation of a GenBank genome assembly. NCBI's taxonomy places the organism in Eukaryota, Metazoa, Arthropoda, Insecta, Lepidoptera, Papilionidae.